This is a messenger RNA of Cuscuta epithymum, 1703 nucleotides long. NCBI's taxonomy places the organism in Eukaryota, Viridiplantae, Streptophyta, Magnoliopsida, Solanales, Convolvulaceae. The record is from the annotation of a GenBank genome assembly.
UUGGACCACAUCACUUUAUCAUUUUUAAUUUGAAUUUAAAUAAUUCAACUGCAACAUUCUCAUUGGUACAUGUAGACAAAGGUACGGUACCUUAUGGGUACCGUAGAAUUUACCUUUAAAAAUAACUGGAUCCAAUAUUAGCUAUGUUGAUUACUUUUGUCAAAUUGAGAAUAGAGUACAAAUUAAUACUAGUACGUAGUAUUUAAUACAUAAUAAAGAAGGAAUAAAUCAUAAUUGCUGAAGCAAAAACCUAUGCAAAACACCACACCAAAAACAUUUUUUUCAUACUUUUCUAGGACCCAAAAUAAUACCAACAAUUUUCUAUAUGCAAAUGUAAGGCUUAGCAAUAUGAUGCAGAUGACAACUCUCCACAUCUUUAUAAUUGAAGAUAGUAGCAAUUAAUUAAUAAAUAAAUAAAAACACACUGACAUACACACAGCUGUCCCUCAAGAACUGAUCACAAAAUAACCCAAACACAUUCCCAAUAUUACCCUCAGGAUCCAACCGCCGACAAUUACAGAGCCCCCAUUCUUGUCACUGGCCGUAUCAUCCGCCGCGUCAUCGUCGUCCGAGCUCGGCCCCGGCGAGUCCGCCCCGUCCCCACCGGCGCCGGGUUUGCUUCCUCCGGCGCUCUUCUUCUUCUUCGUCGCCGCCUUGGGCGCCGAAGCUUCCUCAACCGCCUUGAAAAGCUUCCUCGGCUGCAGAACUUUGUCCAAUUUGAACACGGCCAACGGCUCCUCGUCGUACAUGGUCCCGGUGACCGUCGCAACCACCACAUCGGUGUUCAGCUUCACGGUGUCGCCGUCGUUCUUGACGGUGAAAUCGUACUUAUUGGACCCUUCAGUGGCCAGAGUGUUCAUGACCCCAUUGCUGGAUUUCAGCAUCUCCAGAGAGUGGUAGAUCGGGACGCCAUGGUAAUAGAGAAGCCAUUGCUUAUGCUCUUUCGUCAGAUUCCUGUAUUUGGGCAUGAAAGCUUGGACGGCUUUGUCCUCCGGGCAGAACACCGUUAACCCGGCCGGAGCACUUGAAGAGAAAGAUUCAUCUACUCCGGCGCUUUUCAACAGAUCCAGGAACGCCUUACACCCCUGUUUCCCCAGUAUGUUCGUUACAUUCACUUCGGAAGGUCCGACGGCGGGGGCCUCCGCCGCGUCGGAGAUAAUCGGGUUGGAGAUCUGGAGGACGGAGAUCUUGUACGGGUCAUCGGCGAUGGAUUUGACGUAGGUGGAGGUGAAAUGCCCGCCGUUGUCCUCCUGCGCGAAUCCCACCUUGCCGCCCUUCAGGGUGGUGAUGUUGACGAAUCCGGCGGUGCCGGGGGCGUCGCCGGUGGACUGGUAGAUGGUGGAGGUGAGAGUGGUCCCCUUGUUGAGCUGGUGGAGCUGCUUGGGGCCGAAGUAGUCGGCGAAGACGUGGAGGGAGAGGAUGUUCUUGAUGGUGGGGAGAGAGAAGUGCUUGUCGAGGAGAGAGCUCAUGCCGGCGUUGUCGACGGCGCAGACGGUGAUGGUCAUGCGGCGGUUGAUCUCGCCGGCGAGGUGGGUCACGGUGAGGUAGUGGUUGAAGGUGGAGAAAUCGGGGUGUUUGGCGAGGAUUUGAGUGAUGUUGAAGGCAUUGGCGGCGGAGGAGAGGAGGAAGACGGCGGUGAUGAAUAGUGAGAACGGUGCCGACAGAAGCCUCAUGUUUGGGUGGCAAUCUGAGAGAGUGAUGGG